AUGUCGCGCAUAUACAAAUUUGGGAAGAAUUUGAAUGUUUUUCGAAAUAACGAUCAAAUGACAACAACACCAAUUAUUAAAGUCGUCGAUCUCUAUCGACAUGAAUUAUUAAACGAUAGUUUUGGUGUUGAAUGGAUGGAUGAUAAUGAUGAAAAUAAUCCAACUAAUGCUAAAUAUUCAAUCAUUUCUAUCCGAUCAGUAUUCAAUAAUCAUAAUGUUCAUUUACCAACACAUAUCUGGCGAUCGCUUUCGAAAGUUGUACCCGGUGAUAUCGUUGUCGAAUUAAAUGGCGUAAGCACAGCUGGUCAAACAGUUGUUGAAUUAGAGAAGAAUUUGAAACUCUCUGGUAAUCGAAUUCGUAUACGUUUGAAAUCAGAUUGUGGCCUUGCUUAUACAUCAUCCAGUUUGACUGAUUCAUCGUCAACACAAGUGCUUGACGAAGACAAUCUAUCUGAUACAGAAUAUUGUCGACGCGAGAAGAAAAUAUCUUUACCACAACUGAACGGUCAUUCACAUUAUUCAAUGCUCAAUGGUUAUAAUCAAUAUGUGCAAUCUGAAAGAAGUCGUUCAUGUGAAAACAGUCUUGAUUCAUGUGGACAAAAAUGCACCGAUGAAUUAGCAAUCUCAUCAUCGUCAUUAGUCGAUCUACCGCUUCCAUUGGCAAGUCAUGCUGAUUAUGAUAAUCUUGCCAGUGUAAAUGGAACUAAUCAUGUAAACGAACAAUCAUCAUUAACUAAACCUGUACCUCAAUCAACAUCACCUAUAUCGUGUGAACUUGACCAGAAGACCAAAGACGCGAUAGAUGCCAGAUUGAAGGAUAUAGACGAUGAAUUCGACUUUAAUUUACCGGUUACUUGGGAAACAGUUAAUAAAUCAGUUGAUCUUCCAUCAGCACGUCGUUUAGCGAAGCGUCUCUAUGCCUUGGAUGGUUUCAAAUCAACGGAUGUCGUUCGACAUCUAUGCAAAAGGAACGAUUUUAACCAAUUGGUGGCCGAAGAAUAUGUCAAAUUAUUCGAUUUUCAAGGCGAUACACUCGAUCGAGCAUUGAGAAAAUUUGUGAAACAAUUUACGAUUAUCGGAGAGACACAAGAUCGCGAACGUGUGCUUCAUUUCUUCGCAGCAAGGUAUCUCGAUUGUAAUCCAACGACGUUUACUUCUGUUGAUGCUUGUCACAUGUUAACAUGUGCAAUCAUGUUGCUCAAUACCGACCUUCACGAUUCAAAAAUCUCAACAAAAAUGACAUUUCAACAAUUUAGUGAUAAUCUUCAAGAACUGAAUGAUGGAGCCGAUUUCUCGAAAGAUUUACUUAAAUCUUUAUACAAUGCGAUUAAAAACGAACAACUCAUGGACGAAACAGCACUUGGUUCAGAUGAUUAUAAUGAUGUUCGAUUAGGCGGACAUGGAACUCUACAUGGAUAUAGUAAUUGUGUAAAUCCAUUUUUAGAAAUUCCUGAUACAAGUAAAAGUGUUGAAUACAUGCAGGGUUAUGUGAUGAGAAAGUGUUGUGUGGAGUCGGACGGGAAGCGAACUCCAUUUAUGCGUCGUAGUUGGAAAGCACAUUUUGCUAGUUUACGCGAUAUGGUUCUUUAUUUACAAAAGAAUGAUCAACAUCCUGCAACAAUACUUGUUGGUGAUACAAACGCUAUACGGUUACAUCAUGCACUUGCCUACGAAGCAACGGAUUAUCGUAAACGGCAACAUGUAUUUCGCUUGAAAACUGCCGAUUGGGCUGAAUAUUUGUUUCAAACAAGUGAUCAUGAAUUGAUGAGAAAAUGGAUUGAUGCAAUUAAUUUAAUUGCUGCAUCAUUUUCUUCACCACCAUUACCAGCAGCUAUCGAUUCAUCGUCGAUUCACUUUCAACGACCACUUCUACCAAGUGUUCAAACACGUUAUUCUGUUUUUGAACAAUAUGAAUAUAUUCUCAAGCAAAUCAAUGAAAUAUCUCGCCAGUUGAAUGAUUUGAAAACUCAAACGUGUACGUCGAUCAAUAAUGAAAAUAUCAUCAAUAUAAAUGGAGAUAUUAAACAACAGCAACCAGUGACAAUGAAAGCACGAGAUAUGAUUGAAAAUAAAGCUCGAAUGGAUUACUAUCACUACGAAUUAAAACGAUACGAAGCGUAUGCUGAUCGCCUUCGACGACAUUUUCAACAAUUACAAUUGGAUCCAUCCUGUAUGAAGCCGCCCAGUCCCAAUCAUGCACUCGAUUCUUCAAAUUAUUCAGGACCUAUCGAAGCCUUUUCAGGUGUUCAUAAUAUUCAUCAACAAACGUUCUCUUCCCAUCAACUUAUCCCAACUCGGACGUCAUCAUCAGUUGCGUAUAAAAAGAACGGACAAUCAGCCAAUUUGACUAUAACAAAUCCUAACCGUUAUAGUUACAUGAUGGCAGUCAAUACUCAUCCAGUAACGAUGAGUGAGCAUCAGCUAUGA
Adineta ricciae is the source of this 2427-nucleotide messenger RNA. Lineage: Eukaryota; Metazoa; Rotifera; Eurotatoria; Adinetida; Adinetidae. The record is from the annotation of a GenBank genome assembly.